Messenger RNA from Branchiostoma floridae (Florida lancelet), 1164 nucleotides. Its product is annotated as G-protein coupled receptor 54-like. The coding region runs from base 2 to 1105 and encodes 367 amino acids. Gene Ontology annotation, molecular function: G protein-coupled receptor activity. NCBI's taxonomy places the organism in Eukaryota, Metazoa, Chordata, Leptocardii, Amphioxiformes, Branchiostomatidae. The transcript is spliced from 3 exons. The record is from RefSeq and is a predicted model, not a curated record. Gene Ontology annotation, biological process: G protein-coupled receptor signaling pathway. Gene Ontology annotation, cellular component: membrane.
GAUGGACAACUUCACAGAAGACUUUAUCGACAACACCAGCGCCAGGAACCUUCCGGCUUACGGGCUGCGCUAUAACCGGACGUUUUACGAUCCGGGCGCCAAGGAAUACAUUUUCGCUACUUUCUGUGGAGUCAUCUUGCUGAUCGGGGGCGUCGGCAACUCGCUGGUUAUCUACAUCGUGGCCCGCUACAGCGAUAUGAGAACCGUCACCAACUAUUACAAGGUCAACCUGGCCGUCACCGACCUGGCUUUUCUGGUCUGCUGUGUCCCCUUCGCUACUAUCAAGUACCUGACGUACGACUGGAUCUUCGGAAAAACCAUGUGCACCUUCGUCCCCUACAUGACAGAGGUAUCAGUCCUGGCUACGUGCAUCACGCUUGCAGUGCUGAGUAUUGACCGCUACUGCGCCGUUGUACACCCGCUCCGCUCCAUCAACUUCCGCACGCCCAAGGUGGCCGCAAUUAUCAGUGGCUGCACAUGGAUAGGUUCCUUCCUCAUUGCCCUGCCCAUUGGUAUGAACCUUCAGCUCAUGGAAGUCGUCUGGUUGGAUUCCACUGAAUAUUUAUGCCGUCCUAAAUGGCCUACUCUAUCAGCACGGAAAAGCUACACGCUGUACACCUUCCUCAUCACCUACGUCAUCCCGCUGCUCAUCUGCACCGUCAGCUGCUCCCUCAUCGUCCGCAGCAUCCUCAACCGCUUCAGCAUGGACCACGCCCAGGAGGCGGACGUCGACGCCCAGCUGGCCCGUCGGACAUCCUGCAUGGUGGUGGGUGUGGUGGUUCUCUUUGCCGUUUGUUGGCUGCCAAUUCAAAUCACUUUCAUGUGGUAUGAGUUUGGGACAGGUUUAUCAGAAACAACCUACUGGCUACAAGACGUUGCAAAAAUUCUCUGCUAUUCCAAUUCUGCGGUAAACCCUUUCGUGUACACCCUGUUAGGGAAAAACUACCGACGAUGUAUCAAGCUGUCCUUCCCAUGUCUGUUCAGACAGGAACGCCCCAAACAGGGUUCGUUUGUUACAUUCAGUGCCAAAGACGCAUCUACUGAAGCUGUAACGAUGAGUUGCUUUGAUGAACAAAAAGAGCACGACGCGAAAACUGGUGUUUGAGUAUGGUUAAACAGUCCGUAAACGUUACUCUUUCUCUCUUUUAAACGGCCCUUUUCCGU